AUGAGUUUCCUCGAUUCUGUUCUCUCGUCUCUCCAGACUGGAAAGCCCUCUCAGACCUCGCUAUCCCAGCCACCGGCACCUCCUGCGCCAUCUUCGACGACGAGAAAGGAUGUCCGGAAGCCGGAAACAAACUCACGAGCACCUGUGGCGGGCGGCAAUACCAGUGGAAUGAAACGAAAGGCCGAAGACCAGUUGCCUCGUCCCUCACGGCCCGAUGCUCAACCAGCUAGCAAAGCCACUGGGAUCAGACCAGCGGUUUCCUCCGCUACACCCAAACUUGCGCGCAGGCCAGCAGAAAACAAGACCACGCCCGUUUUCCCGAAGCCUGCACCCAGAAAUGGCCCCUCUGCCGGCACCAAGACUGCGCCUGCGAAGGCAGCACCCUCGAAGCCAGCGCCCGUGCCAUCAAAGCCGCCGCCAAAAGGAUCAUUUGCUGAGAUCAUGAUGAAGGCGAAGGCCCUGCAAGACAAGGCUCCCACCCAGGCCGGCAUGCUGCGACAUCAGGCAGUGCCCAAAGAGAAGCUUAGCAAAGUGGAGCGCAAAAAGCGAAUGAUUGAGGCUCAGGCUAAGGAAAAGGAGGCCCGUACUGGCAAGAAAGCCACCCCUGGGACCGCUCCCCCAGGCAAGCCUUCUCCAAAGAAACGGGACACCGAGGCACCCUCGUACAAGGGUACGGCCAAACCAUCUCAGUCUCUUGACAUGCCCGCCUACCGCGGGACAGCGGGUUUGCCAUCCAAACGUGGCGCCAAUGAUCGUCAAAAUGGCAAACGGUCCCGUGUGAAUGAAUACCUUGGAACCGACGAAGAGGACGAAGGCGAUUACGGCGAUUACGACGACUACUACUCGGAUGCUUCGUCUGACAUGGAGGCUGGCCUGGAUGACGUGGAGAAUGAAGAGGCCGUCGCAUUGAAGAAUGCAAAGAGAGAAGAUGAAGAGGAACUGCGCCAGGAAAUGGCCGCCAAGCAAGAGAAGAUCAACCGUCAGAAGAAGCUGGCAGCUCUUGCAUCCCGAGGCAAGCGAUGA
Molecule: messenger RNA, 1023 nt
Organism: Penicillium alfredii
Lineage: Eukaryota; Fungi; Ascomycota; Eurotiomycetes; Eurotiales; Aspergillaceae
Exons: 2
Coding region: 1-1023 (340 amino acids)
Source: RefSeq, a predicted model, not a curated record